Messenger RNA from Heterotrigona itama, 2450 nucleotides. The record is from the annotation of a GenBank genome assembly. Lineage: Eukaryota; Metazoa; Arthropoda; Insecta; Hymenoptera; Apidae.
AUGACGUUAGAAAGGUAUAGAACAGGUGCGCUGAAGCGAGAUGUGUAUGCCAUAGAGGCGAUGCCCGCAUGGUUGAAACAUAUAUUCAGCAACUACUCGUUGGUCACGGCUGGCCGGCCGGGGUUCCGGGCCGACUUCCGGACGAGUCCGCACCGGGUUUACGAGUUACAGCCGUUACAGGAAGUAAUAUGGGAUAUUUCUUUUCGGAGUUGGCGUACAUCAUCUACGCAGUGUCGUCGAAAGACGGCCCCUUACCUUACCCUGGAAUGCCCGUCAAGGAGAUAAAAUCGAACGCGAUAAUUCGUGUAAUUCACUUCUGGAUUGGAUCUGCGUGCGAUUCAACGAUAUCUGGGGCAGCAGCCCUUCGAGCGGCUGAAUUGGAUUCGCAAGUAUCUGCCACGAUUUUAUCAAGAGAAGCGCAAGGACGAGAAAGUCCUAGAUUUCUCGCCUAUUUUCGCCAACACCUUAUUAUCGAGAAUUUUCAUUUCGAAACACCGUCGUGUAAAUUGCACAGAGUAACCGGCUUAGUGAUCCCUAUUCUGACGGAACUUGAAAAAGUUCAUUGGGAUUGUUUCAGUUCGCGGGACGUUAUUCUUGUAGACGUUCUGUCACAGGGUAUCGUAUUCCUUUGGUUGGGAUCGUCAGCAGAUCCCUUGCACAAACGGCACGCAGUCAAUAUCUUAGAAAUGAGAAAAGAGAAUAAUAAUGUUCGUGUCGUCAUCGUGGACGAUGGUUACGAGCAGACAUUGCCGGAAGGAGAUAGACAACUAUUCACCAAUAUUUUAGAUUCUUCGACAAGAGUGGUUAAGCCCGAUCGGCUUUACCGAGUCAACAUGCCAAAUCCAGUCAAAUUAUAUAGAUGUAGUGAACAAUCUGGUAAAUACAAGGUGGCAGAACUGAAAUCUGGACCAAUUCUUCGAACGGAUCUUACGUCCGAAGCUGUUUACUUGAUUGAUCGUGGUGAGGCUGGUGUUUGGGCCUGGGUUGGGCGUAAUGUGAACGCUCGUGAAAAAUUAGAAGCAAUUCGUAACGCGCGAGGAUUCGUAAAAAAGAAAAAUUACAGCAAUGGCGUAUUAGUAGAAAGGGCAUUGGAGGCUUGUGAACCGAUAGAGAUGAAAGCUCUCGUUAGAAAAUGGGAACCGACAAAGACAAGGCCACUUACUCUACCACCGAAUUUUGAUUCCGAUUACAUGAAUGAAAGACCUAAAAUAGCAACCGUGUGUCAAUUAGUUGACGAUGGAUCCGGUCAAAGAACUCUUUGGAGGGUAACCCACAAAGAAGGAAUGAUCCAAGUGGAUGACAAAGGGAUAUACUACGCGGAAACUUGUUAUGUAAUGUGUUACAAAUACGGGCAAGGACGUAGGAGUAAAACAAUCAUUUAUUGUUGGGAAGGAGUUCAUUCUAUAAACACGGAUCGAGAAGCCGCUUUAGAAGCAGCUUGUCGUUUGUCAGACAAUUCCUCUGGUCAAUUAGUAAAAGCAUCUCAAGGUAGAGAACCACCACAUUUGUUGCAAAUUUACGAUGGAAAAUUGAAAAUAUUAACUGGAAAGCACCCUCCGGAAAAAUAUCUCGUUAGAGUUUUCGGAUCUACUCCAUACACGUCGAAAGCAGUUGAACGGCCUUUGAGAUCCAGUAGUCUCGAUUCUAGUGGAGUUUUUAUUCUGUUUUCUAACUCACCUGUAGUAUGGUGUGGUGGAAGAAGUACUGGUGAUGCGAGACAAGCAUCUAGACGUCUCGCGCCCAGAAAUGCACCUUUGAUAACUGAAAAUAACGAAGACGAUGAUUUUUGGAAAGAACUCGGAGGUAAAGGUACUUACGGCACAGAAGUUAUUGAUGAUGGAGAAGAACUUGAGAAACAUUUGUACCAAUGUUUGACGAUCAGUGACACGUUUGUCGGCGAAGAAAUUCUUGGAUUUGGUCAAAAUAGUCUCCUUCCAGAAACGAUUUGGUUAUUAGAUGCUGGAAACGUAAUAUGGAUCUGGAUUGGAAAGUUUUCUAUUCCUAAAUCGUUAAAGGAGUGUGUACAUGAUGCAAUGAUAUUUUUAUUCACUCACCCAACUGGUCGUGAUCGAAAUACAACGAUUUCUGUAAUUAAACAAGGAAUGGAACCUUCGACGUUUAUUGGACUAUUCGAUAAUUGGAACUAUAAUUUAUUGAGAGAAUACAAAUCAUUUGAAACAUUUUGCACGCGUGUGCAAGAUAAGGAAUUCCUACCGAAAAUACAAACGUUAUCGAAAUCAUUAAGCAAUUUUGAUAAUUAUGUGAAGUAUCCCCUUUCUGUCUUGAAAGGUGAUUUGGAAAAUUUGCCAUCCGGUGUCGACGUUGUUCGUAAAGAAAUGCAUCUUACUUUUGAUAAUUUCAUUGCAAUUUUUAAAAUGGAACCAGACGAAUUUGUAAAACUUCCUACUUGGAAAAAACAAAGACUAAAACAAUCGGCAGGACUUUUUUGA